AUGAACCACUUCACAGCCGUAACCGCCCUAUCGCUAUUCGACGGCCCCAAAAACACCGAUGUCUGGCAGAAACACGUCCCAUUCGAAGCCGGCUCCAACCCAAUGCUGAUGCACGGCCUCCUGGCCGUCGCAGCCCUGCAUCUUGCAACAACCACCCUCGACUGCAAUAAUUACUAUGUGCGCGCACUCCACCACCACAGUCUCGGCCUGCAGCUGUUCAAAAACCAAAUCACCCACCCGUCCACCUGCACAGACAGCUCAGAUGCCCUCUUCACCUUUUCCGUCCUCCUGGUCGUCUGGGCCUUUGCCGCCCCUGUUGUGUCGAACAAUUCCCUCGCCAUAGACGACAUCCUCAAUUCCCUUGGCCUCAUACGCGGCUGCAAGACGCUCUUCCUACUACACCACGAAACAAUCCUCGAUCGGCCCGUCGGCCGGAUCCUCGAAAUUCAACCCCCGACUGAGGCCGCUAACGCAAUCCCAGUCCCAUCUGUACUAGGCGACGUAUUCAGGCACCUCCAGAGCAUGGCCCACCACGACCACGUCCAUCUUGACGCCAUCGAGGAUCUGCAACGGAUAAUAUUAAAAGCCCUGAACCCCGUCACAGGACCACACAACACCAACCUCGUCGCCGCGUGGCCGGCAGCAGUCUCGGAUGAGUACUGGGCGCGACUGCGACGUCACGAGCCUGUAGCUGUGUUAAUCUUCCUGCACUAUGCCGUGCUGUUGCAGUUUUAUGAAGACCAGUACUGGUGGAUGGCCGGAUGCUCGAGGAGUAUCGUCGACGUCGCUGAGGGCUCCCUGACGGGGGCGCAGAGAGAUGGUCUUGGCUGGACGGGUUGUUUAGAGCGGAUUGUCAUGCUCAAAGACGUCAGGUUUGCAAUGGGUAGUCCGGAGUCAUCCCCUACGACGGGAAAUAGAGUCUACCUAGUUAUGGACCUGGCCAAGAAGUCAGAGUGGUCUUCCUUGCAGUGUCUCUGGCUCGAUAUGCUCUACUCUUCUGCUGUGACUUAUUAUACCACUCCUACCUAUUUCCAUGGUAAUCCGAUUACUUGGCGCCGUGUCCGACUUUUAUCAACAAUAGCAACGUCGACAUCGCAUGAUGACCAUGACCACUACAUCAGAUACCACUGGAUCAACGGGGCCGAGGAACUUGAACGAUAUGAGCCCGGAGGCUACCACCCAGUAAUGAUUGGAGACAAACUGCACAACCGGUACAGCAUCGUCGACAAGCUAGGAUAUGGAGGCUACUCGACCGUCUGGCUAGCCCGGGAUACCGAGACAGGGCACUACGUUGCGCUGAAAGUCGGCACAGCGGACUCAGACUCGGUGACGCGCGAGAUAAAUACUCUGCGAUGUCUUGCAAGUCCAGGACAUGAGGCUAUUCCGACUGUGCUUGAUGAUUUCGAGCUCGAGGGGCCGAAUGGACGACAUCGAUGCUACUCCACUUCCGUCGCGGCAUGUAAUCUUCAGGAUGCGUCUUUUAGCGAGCUUUUCCCCAUUGAUGUUGCAAGGGCGAUAUCGGGCCGUCUAGUGCUUGCGGUGGCUUAUUUGCAUGAGAAUGGGUUCGUGCAUGGAGACCUCCACCUUCGCAACAUCCUGGUCAAGCUCCCCUCAAGCCUCAACCACCUCUCAAUCCAGGACUAUUACACCAAGUACGGCCAGCCCGGAACAGAGCCCGUAACCCGACGUGACGGGAAGGCCCUCCCACCAAACGUCCCCCAAGAAGCCGUAACCCCCGUCUGGCUCGGCAAGCACGCUAGAGACUUUAACAUCGCCGAUACAAACAUACUGCUCAGCGACUUUGGCGAAACAUUUGCCCCGCACAACGACAAGCAAAAAAGUCUCGCCAAAGACUGCCACACACCACUAGCACACCGACCCCCCGAAGCCCGAUUCGCCCCAACCUCCCCGCUCUCCUACCCAGCCGAUAUCUGGAGCCUAGCGCUCGCUAUCUGGGAGAUCCUCGGCAUGCAGCCCCUUUUCAGCGCAGAGUUGGCGACGGAAGACAACAUGAUCUGCCAGCACCUGGACGCCCUCGGAGCGCAUUCCAUGCCAGAGAGCUGGUGGAACGAGUGGACCGCGCGAAGCAAAUAUUUCGACGAGGGUAGAGAGCCCAAAGAAAGACGCGAGGUAUGGCCCAGGCCGCUGGAGGAGUCGUUUGAGGAGGACAUUCAGGACUGGAGAUAUCGGGAGGCGAAGUUUCAUCCCGGUGUGUUUGGGCCGGAGGAGGCGGCUGCUAUUGUUGAGCUUAUGAGGAAAAUGUUGGUCUUGAGGCCUGAGGGGAGGAUUACGAUUCGCGAGGUUCUAACGUCGCGGUGGAUGGUGGGUUGGGUGGUGCCUGAGUUGGAACGGCGCUGGCUUUGGGGGGAUAAGGAGGUAGAUAGCCUGAGUGAUUGGAGUGUAUUUCGGAAUCUCCGCUCGAUGUUGUAA
Messenger RNA from Aspergillus mulundensis, 2430 nucleotides. RefSeq lists its product as uncharacterized. Gene Ontology annotation, biological process: protein phosphorylation; regulation of transcription by RNA polymerase II. The coding region runs from base 1 to 2430 and encodes 809 amino acids. Lineage: Eukaryota; Fungi; Ascomycota; Eurotiomycetes; Eurotiales; Aspergillaceae. The transcript is spliced from 4 exons. Gene Ontology annotation, molecular function: DNA-binding transcription activator activity, RNA polymerase II-specific; protein kinase activity; ATP binding. The record is from RefSeq and is a predicted model, not a curated record.